AGGCCAGGAGUAAGUGAGACAUCUUAUCUGUUUCUCUGGGUGGACUUUCAGUAGAAUUUGCAAGAACCUCCUGUUCAUGGCCGAAAUUUGAUAUCACAAAUUCAUUUUUUCUUUAGAAGUGAUCAACGGAUAGAAGAACCAACUCAAAUGUUAAAAUGUUCUUGCUCAUAUCUUCCACAAUCAGCCUCUAUAUCAAAGUUUAUCUCAGACAAUCCGUACCUUUCCAUGCUAGAAACCAAAUGCACCACCAUGAAAGACUUAAAACUGAUUCAUGCCCAACUCAUCAAAACAGGCCUGAUCCAGGAUAAGAUUGCAGCUAGCAGAGUCUUAGCCUUUUGUGCCACAUCUCCUGCCGGUGAUGUGAAUUAUGCUUAUUUAGUCUUCAGUCAAAUGGACAAUCCAAAUCUUUUCACUUGGAACACAAUAAUCAGAGGCUUCUCACAAAGCUCAUCCCCGGAAACUUCACUCUCUCUUUUUGUACAAAUGUUGGAAAGUUCGCUCGUUCAACCUGAGAGGCUUACUUAUCCUUCAGUUUUCAAGGCAUAUACUCAACUUGGAUUAGCUGCUGAGGGAGCUCAACUUCAUGGAAGGAUUGUGAAACUAGGGCUAGUAUUUGAUCCCUUUAUACGAAACACAAUGUUAAACAUGUAUGCCAAUUGUGGGUGUUUGAAUGAAGCUAGAAAACUGUUUGAUGAGGAUGAGAUUGUGGAUGUUGUGGCCUGGAAUUCAAUGAUUUCGGGGCUAGCUAAAUAUGGGGAACUCGACGAUUCAUGGAGGUUGUUCAAUAAAAUGCCUUUCAGAAAUGACGUUUCUUGGAAUAGUAUGAUAAGUGGUUUCGUGAAGAAUGGGAAAUGGAUGGAGGCACUGGAUCUUUUUGGUAAAAUGCAAGAGCAAAGUAUUGAACCAAGUGAGUAUACAUUGGUGAGUUUAUUGAAUGCAUCGGCAUUUUUAGGGGCAUUAGACCAAGGAAAGUGGAUACAUGAGUAUAUGAUGAAGAAAACUAGUAUCAAGAAGAAUGCUAUCGUGAUAACAGCACUUAUUAACAUGUACCACAAGUGUGGGGACAUUGAAAUGGCACGUCAGGUAUUCGAGACUGCUCCAGGAAAAGGAUUAUCAUGUUGGAACUCGAUGAUUUUUGGCUUAGGAAUCAAUGGAUUUGAAACUGAAGCAAUUCAGGUAUUCUCGAGGCUCGAAUCCUCAGGCCUUGCACCAGAUUCUGUUAGUUUUCUUAGUGUUUUAACUGCCUGCAAUCACUUUGGUUUAGUCAAUGAAGCAAGAAACUAUUUCAGAUUAAUGAAGGACAAGUAUGAGAUGGAACCAUUGAUUCAGCAUUAUGGUUGCCUGGUUGAUGCACUAGGCCGAGCAGGACACCUUGGAGAAGCAGAAGAGCUCAUCAGAAGUAUGCCAAUGAGCCCUGAUGCUAUCAUAUGGGGGUCUCUACUAUCAGCUGCUCAGAGCCAUGGAAAUAUUGAGAUGGCUAAAUGGGCAGGUAUGAAUUUGAUUCAGUUGGAUCCAGAUGACAGCUGUGCUUAUCUAUCAAUGCUCAAUGCCUAUGCAGCCUCAGGCUAUUUUGAGGAAGCAAUACAUGAGAGGAUUUUAAUGAAGGAGAAGCAAAUAGAGAAACGACCAGGUUGUAGUUCAAUUGAAGUGGAUGGGGAAGUUCAUGAAUUUGUAGCUGGUGGAAUGUUGCAUACCCGAGUCAAUGAAAUAUACUCUUUGAUGGACUAAUUGCAGAACAAGUUUGUGAGGUUGAUCAAAGUUACAAUUCAAGAGUUGUUCUGCAAGAUUUACAAUUAGUCAAGUCUCCUCUUGUAUUUGAGAAAAGAUCUGAUUGCUGCAGGGCUCCAGUCGGGAUGGAGGGUCUUGAGAAGGCCGGCAAUGCCAGAAACAUGAGGGCAGGACAUUGAAG
Coffea eugenioides is the source of this 1909-nucleotide messenger RNA. RefSeq names its product pentatricopeptide repeat-containing protein At2g42920, chloroplastic. Gene Ontology annotation, biological process: RNA modification. Gene Ontology annotation, molecular function: protein binding; RNA binding. Bases 148 to 1728 code for a protein of 526 amino acids. The transcript is spliced from 2 exons. Lineage: Eukaryota; Viridiplantae; Streptophyta; Magnoliopsida; Gentianales; Rubiaceae. The record is from RefSeq and is a predicted model, not a curated record.